Molecule: messenger RNA, 1809 nt
Organism: Populus nigra (black poplar)
Lineage: Eukaryota; Viridiplantae; Streptophyta; Magnoliopsida; Malpighiales; Salicaceae
Exons: 15
Coding region: 197-1540 (447 amino acids)
Source: RefSeq, a predicted model, not a curated record
UAAUUAAAUAACUAAUAAAUAGCCUUUCUGGUCCUGCUCCAUUCACGUUUAUUUCUUUGAAUUGAUAUUUUUUAUGCUCCUCUCCUCCUAGCUCAACACGUUCCAACCUGACUCAGUAUAAUUGCCAAACAAACCGAAACAAAACUGUCUCUCCUCUCUUUUUUCUCUCCGAGUUGCCUUCAGCGAGUUUGAGUUCAUGGCGGCCUCAAAACUCGCUUUUCUGUCAAUUCUCUUCGUUUUUGCCCUAAUCUUCACCGCCGUCGGUGUUAGGGCUGAUGUUGAUGAUGAUAAUACAGCUGAGUCGGCUGCUGCCGUUGAUUUGUCCGCGUUGAAGAUCGAACUUGAUCAACUCAAGUCUAAGAUCCACGCACACGAAUCUCAUAUCGAUGAGAAAACAAAAGAAUUGAAUGGUAAGGAUGUCAUGAUAGCGCAGAAGGAGACAAUUAUUCAAGAGAAAGUUGAUAGCAUUGCGUCGCUGCAGAGUGAAAUUUCAUCUCUUAAGAAAAAAGGGAAGAUUGAUGCUCAGGAGCUAGUUGGGAAGGCGCAUGCACGUGCGGGCGAGCUAGAGAAACAGACGGUGAAGCUCUCUAAGGAAUUAGAAACACAACAACAGGAAAACGAGGCCCUGGAAGCCAGAGCAAGUGAAGCUGAAAAGAAGAUUAGUGAAUUGAACUUUAAGCUAGCAGAUCUUGAAAAGAUUAAUGUGGAGCAGAAAAGCAAAAUCCGUAAAACAGAACGUGCUCUUAAAAUUGCUGAGGAAGAACUGAUAAAAACAAAAUCUGAGGCCAUUUCAAAGGCCAAAGAGUUAAUGGAGGUUCACGGGGCAUGGCUUCCACCUUGGCUUGCUGUACAGUUGAUUCGUUGGCAGUCUCUGGCACAUACACAUUGGAGUGAGCAUGGAAAACCUACCAUGGAACUGGCAAUUCAAAAGGCCCUGGAGAAAAAAGCCCAAGCUGAAAAGUGGGCCGAGCCACAUGUGGAAACAAUUAAAACUAAAUGGGUCCCAGCUAUUAAUGAGCAAUGGGUUGUGAUUACUACACAAGUUAAGCCUCAUGUGCAAUCAUUAACUGCUAAAACAGUUCAAAUUUAUGAGGCCUCAAAGACUACAGUCACUCCACACAUCAUCAGAGUACAAGAAAUAGCUGAUCCUUACCUUCAGGAAGCUAAAAAGUUCAGCAAGCCAUAUAUUGAUCAGGUUGCUACCAUGACAAAGCCCCAUGUUGAUAAAGUUAAAGUGGCUUUGAAGCCGUACACAAAAGAGGCAGUUCAUGCAUAUGGGAAGUUUUUAGAAUCUGCAACCACAUACCACAAUCAGGUGCAAGUCACUGUACAAGAGACACUGGAAAAGCACGAGCUCACAAAACCACUUGCAAUGAAAGAGUUGAUCUGGUUCAUUGCCUCUGCUUUGUUGGCCCUACCUGUCAUUAUUUUGGCCAGAGCUUGUUCUUCCAUCUUCUGCCAAAAGGCAAAGAAACCUGCUAGAAAUGCUCAUGCCAAUCCCUCUCGUCGCAAGGCUAAACGGGGGCAUUCAGACAAGUAGACUUUUUGGUGCAUUGCUCGGAUUUUCCAUUGCAAUUUAUUGGGAUGGGACUUGUGAUCUUUGCGUGGGCUUUUGGGACUGAUUUUCCAUCCACGGAGCACCCGCACCUGCAAUUUCUUGCCUUUUAGUCUUUGUGAAGAAUGUCUAGAACCUUUCACACUACAAAAGUUUAGAUGUAUUUUGAGUCAUGUUGGUAGAGACCUAAGAGUUGUAAUUUAUUUUUUAUUCUUCUCAAUUUACAGUUGAAAUGACUGAAAUCUUCCCUAUCA